Messenger RNA from Morus notabilis, 438 nucleotides. Its product is annotated as probable WRKY transcription factor 43. The coding region runs from base 31 to 438 and encodes 135 amino acids. NCBI's taxonomy places the organism in Eukaryota, Viridiplantae, Streptophyta, Magnoliopsida, Rosales, Moraceae. The record is from RefSeq and is a predicted model, not a curated record. Gene Ontology annotation, molecular function: DNA-binding transcription factor activity; sequence-specific DNA binding. The transcript is spliced from 2 exons. Gene Ontology annotation, biological process: regulation of DNA-templated transcription.
UCAGCUCAAGCAGGUGGUCGUGAUCAGACAAUGGAUACUAGCACUAAACCAAAUACGAUAUUGCAAAAUAGUGCUGCUCUUUCUGCUAAUAGUGGGGAAGAAAAUAAGGGAAAUAAUAAGAGGAGAGCGGUUGGAAAGAUGAGAAAAGCGAGUAGGCCGAGGUUCGCCUUUCAGACGAGGAGCGCCGACGAUAUUCUUGACGAUGGCUAUCGCUGGAGAAAAUAUGGACAGAAAGCUGUGAAGAACAGUUCAUAUCCCAGGAGCUACUAUCGGUGCACGCAUCACACAUGCAAUGUGAAGAAACAAGUGCAGAGGCUAUCCAAGGACACAAGCAUCGUUGUGACAACAUACGAGGGAAUUCACAAUCAUCCAUGUGAGAAACUCAUGGAAACCCUAACUCCACUCCUCAGGCAAAUGCAGUUCCUCUCUAGGUUCUAA